This is a messenger RNA of Parascedosporium putredinis, 3327 nucleotides long. NCBI's taxonomy places the organism in Eukaryota, Fungi, Ascomycota, Sordariomycetes, Microascales, Microascaceae. The record is from the annotation of a GenBank genome assembly.
AUGGGCCAUAAUUCUGCUUCCUCGGAUUCCAACGCCACCGAGGCUUCCGUCGAGUUCGCGAGCAUCGCCAACGCCAACUUCGAGCUCGGGGGAUUCCAUAACCUCCUCGAUCGUCAAGAACCCUCCACGGCGACUAGCAGCGCAUGCUUGUGCUGUCAGAAUGUCACCGCAACUGUCCCCCUUCUCCACCGCUUCCCGAUCCCCAAGACCCGACGUCACGUCGGCGCUGCCCACCGUCGCGACCUACGAAUGGGCUUCCACUGUCCUGAUCCCGGGCCAUCCUGCCCCGUCCGAGCACAUCCCCCAGAGGACGAUGGCGAAGACGGUCUUGCCCGGCGUGGUCCCGACGACGACGUUGCCCAAACUCACCUGACCAACCCCCAGACGUGGGCUCCCAGCCAGUUUUCCUGGUGGAAAAAGGUCUACAACGAGGUAAGGUGGAGAGGUGCUGCUGGCGGCCCUGUGGUCAAGCACAGGGAAAAGCUCGACCCUGCCAUCAAUAAUUAUCUCUACGGCUCGCAUGCUGUCUUCUAUACCUUUGACGACAAGAUGGAGGAUGACAAGCCCUCUCCUGCCAGCAAGGGCCUCGUUGGUGGCGUGAACCCCAUCUGGGGCUGCACCGGAAUUCUCAUCGCCACUGACAAGGGAGUCUACACCGCGCACAUCUGGGAGGUGCCCACCUUCAAGGGUGUCGGAUUAGAGGUACAGACUCAGAAAGAGGCCGACCUCGAGUGGGACCUUCGAUCCCGAGACGAGGGGUGGAUCACCGUCCACGUCUGGACGCCGUUCGACCCCUACCACACCAACCAGCCGCGUUUCCGCCCCCAGAUCCUUGCCCUCGAGAAGGAGAUCGCCGGUCAUCUUCGCAUCUCUGAAGCGAGCAUCCAGCGUCAUCUCUACGCCCGAAAAGCGCCCCUCGACGGCUUCGGCGAACGCAUGGAUCCUCACAUCUACUACAGCAACAACCCUGGUACCGCCUUGGUCGUAUUCCAGUACGCACCAGAGGAGACCAAGGCUGGUGCCGGCGAUACGCUGCCCGGAGAUGCGGCCAACAUCGCUGCCCGCCCCCACCCGUUCGAGAAGCCCGAAGACCCCAAGAUCCCGAAGACCGAAAUCGGCGACGAAAAGACGCCGGAGCCGAUGAGGGCGCUUCGCAUCUGGUUCGACAAGAAGCCGGUAGAGACCAAGCUUUGGUGCAUCCCGGGACGGAAUUGCCAUCCCAUAUGCGAGGCCGAGCACAACGUUCGCGAUCGCGCACAGGCCGAAGCUGGCCCGAGCGGCUCGGGACCGGCUCUGAUGGAACGCGCCGGCCUCUUCCGCCGUUACGAUUUCCGCAGGAUUGGAUUCGAGGGUCUGUUUGGCGAUCAACUCAGCAUGCCGGGAGAAGGCUCCGCCAGCACGCGGUGGUGGACCGCCAUGUCUGACAUGGUCAAGAUGUUUGGAGCGGUUGGCCGUCCCCUCGGAGUCCAGUCCACGGAUCACUACGCCCCCGACGACGCCAUCUUUCGACCACUCGGCGACGAACCGGUGGGUGGCGGUUUCGGGCCCCUCAGCGGCUGCACGGGUGUGUUCAUUGCUACCCGCCGAGGCGUGUACGUGGCUCAUCUUUGGCAGCGUCCCAAUUUUGUCGAAGCCAGAGAUGAGCUCCAGAGAACCUUUCCGGAUCUCUACUCGGACCAGGACAAGGUUUGGAAACGCCGGGUGACUGCUCUCUUUAACGAAGGCACUACUCCGAUCGUGGAGUGGGGCACCCAGGGGGCAUCCCUGAAGAAGCUCGUGGCCGAAGAGCUCAAAGCGCCGCCCGAAGACAGCGACGACCUCUUCAUGGCCAUCAUCUUCACCCCGGACCAGGCUUGGAGCGAGGUGGAGGCCGGCCAACAUAAUAAGCCGAAGCACCCUGCUGCGGUCGACCGGUUGCGCCAUGAGCUGGCCGACAUUCUCGAGAUCCCGGCCGACAAGGUUUACGUCCACACCUACUUCAAGAGGGAGGGCCAAGCCGCGAUGGGAGGCCAACUGACGCUGACCAACGAGCAGUAUUUUGCGCAGAACCCCGGCUUGAGCCAGCUCGUUUGGCACUAUGCGCCCGCCCAAGUCCCGACGCUGAUGACGGGCCGCGACACCGUCCGAGCUCUGCGGGUGUACUGGAACCGGAAGCAAUUCUUCUACGACGAGUGCACCAGCACGAGCCCCAUUGCCGCGGCGACGAAUUUCCCUUGGAAGGAUCCCGACUUCGAGUUCGACUGCUUCUCGCGAACGCUGCCCGAGAACAAUCUCGCGCGCCGCGCUGAGGGAGAUUAUGCCAACGAUUACGAAGACUGUGGCAUCUGGCGACCGUACCUCUCGCAGCCAAACCUCUGGGCCGGUGGCGUGGACGACUGGUGGAUCAAGAUGAAGGAGCUAGUCGACAAGAAGGGCGCGCAGCAAGGCAUCGGGUACGAGAUCCCCGACGACUACGCCUCGGACCACUCGAGUCUGCGCGUGUUCGGCAACUACCCUCUGGGCAGCGGCAUCACCCCCAUGUGGGGAUGCACCGGUAUCUUCGUGCGCCAGGAGCACCACCAGUACGAGUACGACGACGAGGAGGCCCUGUGGGAGCGGCGCGUCGGCCGGCUCCUACGCACGGGCAUCAAGCCCCGGCGCAACGACGGCGUCCUCCCCGAGAUAAAGCCCCUUAAAGCCUACACCGAGUCCGGCCAGCCGUUUGACCCGCACCUCCGGCGCUUCCUCAAGGUGCUGCUCAUUACCCCGGGCGCCCAGACGCGCAUCCCGUCCCCGAUGCCCCGCUACAAGGACAAGGUCGACCGGCUGCGCGAGGAGCUCGCCGCGCUGCUGCACUUUGAUCUGGACCAGAUCAAGACGCUGACGUACAUGGCGGCGCAGUACAUGGCCUUCCGCGAGGACAUGAGCAACGGCAUGGACGCCUUCUUCGACCGCCACCCGGGCGUGCAGCUCGGCGCUUUCCAGUACGCGCCGACGGAGCUCUCGCUACGGAAAUCGCCCGAGGGCGUCGACAACCCCGCGUGGUCCGCGCCGCCCGCAUCUGGUGGAGCAAGCACAGCGUCGGCCGCGUCGAGUGGUGCCCGCCCGUGCCUGGCGGCGAUCGCGGCGGCCAAAUCAUCACCCGCGAUGGCCAGCUCUGUCCUGGGGAUCCCGGCUGGGACCUUGACGUGGAUCGGGGUCGCAGCCGACCGGCGGCGACUCUGCGCAUCCGCCUGCGCCCGUGACCAGCGCAGGCCCUGUCGCAGAGCCGAGUGGUGGUGGCGCCCAGGACACGGAGCCUAUGCCGGAGCCUACGCCUGCGCCAAGCUCCUCGAGUCCCGCGCCUAG